Ficedula albicollis (Collared flycatcher) is the source of this 688-nucleotide messenger RNA. RefSeq names its product tyrosine-protein phosphatase non-receptor type substrate 1-like. The transcript has 3 exons. The record is from RefSeq and is a predicted model, not a curated record. Gene Ontology annotation, cellular component: plasma membrane. The coding region runs from base 60 to 608 and encodes 182 amino acids. NCBI's taxonomy places the organism in Eukaryota, Metazoa, Chordata, Aves, Passeriformes, Muscicapidae.
CCAGCUGAGCAAAGCCCAGCCAUCAGGGAGCAAGACGUGGAAUACCCAAGGUUCUGGUGAUGCAGGGACUGCCUCUCCUGUGCCUGAUGCUGCUCCUGCUCUGCAGAGACACGGGUGUGAGUGCCCAGGCCUUCAGUCUGCACCAGCCCCAGGACAAGGUGCCGGUGGCAGCGGGGGAGACGCUCACCCUGAACUGCACUGUGUCUUCAAUGCCUGUAGUUGGUUCUGUGAGGUGGCUGAAGGGCUGGGGCAGUGAGAACAAGACCAUCUAUGACCAGAGAGUACCCUCAUUCUUUCCCCGUGUGACGAGAGCAGUGGAUGGGUCCGACACAGACUUCACCAUCCACAUCAGGAACGUUCAGCCUGAGGACAUGGGCACCUACUACUGUGUGAAGUACACCAAGGAGGACAGUGGUGAGGAGGUGGUGUUUCGGCGUGGCAAUGGCACAGAGGUGUCUGUGCAAGGUCAGAACUUUGUGUCCAGCCUCCUCCUCCUGUGCCUUGGUAUCCUGCUGGAGAAGGCGCUCCUCGCUGGGCUCCUCCUCUUCCUCUUCAAGCGCAUGAAGAGCAAAACACUGGAGAUGUUGCCUAAUCCUGCUCCACUUUAGUCCCUGGUUGCUCAAGCCAGGUCUCAGGACAUGGCCACAGCCAGCAGUGACUUGUGAACUUGGAAAUAAACAAACCACGA